CUAAACUUCCAUUUGGGCGACGAUUUUGAGGAACAUCCACUCUACAGAGAAAACUAGCUCCAGCCAUGGUAAAGGAAACCGGAUCGUACCGGCCGGUUGAACCGGUAAAACCGGAUACCGGAGCGCGGGCGAUACGGUACCGUGUUUGGGUGCAAAAUAUUGCGCCGGCCGGUUUAAACGGUUUAAGACGAAAUAUCGCCCGGUUUUGGUCUAACCCGGGGCAGGGUAAUGGAAAAGAAAACGUCGUCGUAUAAGCAGUUUAGCAAAAAAAAAAAAAAAAAAAACGAAGUCGAAUUUGCAAUUCGCCUCUUCUCUUCUUCAGUUCAAUCCGGCGCUCCUCCUCUUCCCCAUUUCUCCUCUGGCGACCGGCGACCAGGAAUCGCCGAGCCCGUGACCAGCGACCGGCGGCAAGGUGACCCGCCGCGGUCCCUCCUUUGCUCCGCUCCACCGACCGACCUGAUCUGCUCCGCUCCUCCUCUCCGGCCUCCGGUGCUCCUCUACGCCGCUACUCUCCGCCGCUCUGUUGCUCCUCUCCGCUCCUCUACUGCUGACUGCUCAAGAAGACAAGAACACGCGACAUACAGAGGGCAGGCGAGUGAUCAAUAAAACCAUAAACAAAAUACAUAGAUGAUAGAAAGCAAGUAGUUGGAGUAAAGACAGAAAUAUCCCAUCUCUCAGUCGUUCUAUCGCCUUAAGCACCGGAACCUUGAAACGCCGGUUUGCAUGUUGUUGUAUCUCCUUCUUCCAAGGAACAUAGCAUUAUCGUCGAGCUAAGCUUAUGAACACGUUGAUCUGUGAUGCGGUUUUUGAGAGAAAAAGGACUCAAUUAUCGGUUGCACUGCAAAGUGAGAAAUCUCAAAUCUGAGUGAAAUUGCAUGCAAGGAGGAAAACAGAGAGUCUAAGCUUUGGGAUUCUUUCUUUCUUUUGAUGGCAUUUUGGGGAAGACAGAGAACAGAGAAGAAGUUGAUUAAUAUAAAAGUGUGGUCACCGUUUGCCUGUUGGGAAUGAGAAGGAGAUAAGAAUAUAUUAGAUAGAAAAGAAGAAAAAAAAUAAAGAAAGAAAAGGAAAAGGGUACAAAAGGUUUUCAAUAUUAACUAAAGUUAUGUUAUCAUAAAAUUCUAUUUUAAUUCCUUCUUCAUUUGUUUAAUUCUCAGUUGUAUUUUAAUAUUUUAUUUAAUACUAUCUAUUAAUAAAGUUUAAAUAGCAACUAAAAAUUAAUAUAAUAAUGACGCUUUCUUCACGUUCUCAAUAUUGAAUUCUUCUAAAAUUAACGCUCUCGCUCUACGAAUUGGUUACCUAACUUAGGAUUAUGUUUCUCUUUUUUUGGUUGGUAAAUUAUAAAAUAAAAUGAAUUGGUUGGUACUUGGUAGAAGUAGAUAUGUGUGAUGAUAAUCCAAGUUUCUACAUAUUAUGUGUGAUGAUAAAUUAAACGAAUUGGUUGGUAGAAGUAGAUAUGCGAAUGUAUAGUUAUCCGGUAUAUUCCGGUAUUAUUCUGAAACGGUAUCCCGAAUCUGCCGGUACGGUUUUUUAACAAAAAAAUAUUAUUUAAUUACAAAAACGGUAUUUUGCCGGUACACAACAAUUGAACCACGGUAAUACCACAAAAUACCUAUCACUGGCGGAGCCGGUAUGACUUCCUGUACGGUUUCCUUUACCAUGGCUCCAGCUAUCUUCGUAAAGUCCACAUAAGUCUCAACUUCAAUAAGCAAAAUUACAUCUCUUCCCAGUCAAACCAUCUUUUGCAAUUUCAGAUACCAAAGCUCAGAAGAUCGCUUUCAAGAUAUCGUUGUUUUUUUUUUAAUGGUAUUUUUCAAGAUAUCGUUAAGAAAUAAGAACCAAGCCAGCCAUCAACAUUUCUAGUUUUCCUCCAACUUUAUGUCCCCUCCCGACAGAUCAUGGAAUUGUGCAUACACAACCCAGUCUUCGUCAGCGGCGGAUCCAAAACUCAGAAGAGUACUGGGCCGCAUUUCAUUAAAAAUUUAAAACCGUAAACAAAUAUAAUGAUUUUUUUUUUGCAAUAUAAAUUGUACAUUAUCGUAUUUUAAUUUAGCUAAUGCAACAAUAAUGGAGUCCACAUCCAUACCGAUAAAUAUAAACUGUUUCAAAUAAAAUACUUGAGCAAUCGGUGAGAAAUUCACGCUCAUUUUAUUGCGCAAAUAAGUUUUUACACAUGUUUCAUUUUUGAAAAAGUUUCCCUGGUAGUAGUUGUUGAAACGAGCAACGUCAACACUAGACAAAUCAAUCGUGCAUUGUGUGUCCAUCCCUAGAUUCACCAACUACUCUAGUAAAUUUUCAAGGGAAAAACCUCAUAUUUCUUCUAUUCUUUUACCGUUUUAGACUUUUAGAUUUCAUUAUUUUUUUAGAUGAACAAUCUUUGGGGCUAGAAUUUCUAGUCUAAAUAGAAUAAUGAUUGAAAAAUGUU
This is a messenger RNA of Linum trigynum, 2422 nucleotides long. Lineage: Eukaryota; Viridiplantae; Streptophyta; Magnoliopsida; Malpighiales; Linaceae. The record is from the annotation of a GenBank genome assembly.